Symbiodinium sp. CCMP2592 is the source of this 336-nucleotide messenger RNA. NCBI's taxonomy places the organism in Eukaryota, Dinophyceae, Suessiales, Symbiodiniaceae. The record is from the annotation of a GenBank genome assembly.
AUGAAGUCGCAGGCACUCUUUGAUGCAAUGUCGGCGGCAGUGAAGGCCAAGGGCCCUGAGCUGGUGAAGAUUGGCGGCGCCGUCUUCCAGUUCGUAAUCAGCGACGGCGGCGACGCGGGCAAGUUCGUCCUGGACCUGAAGAACGGCAGCGGAUCAGCCAAGGCUGGUGAAGAGGGCAGCGCUGACUGCACCAUCACCAUGGCGGAUGCCGACUUCAUGGCCAUGGCAGAGGGCAAGCUGGAUGGCAUGCAGGCCUUCAUGGGCGGCAAGCUGAAGAUCAAGGGCAACAUGAUGCUGGCGCAGAAGCUCCAGUCAAUUCUGGAAGCUGCCAAGUGA